Molecule: messenger RNA, 1529 nt
Organism: Ziziphus jujuba (common jujube)
Lineage: Eukaryota; Viridiplantae; Streptophyta; Magnoliopsida; Rosales; Rhamnaceae
Exons: 8
Coding region: 529-1347 (272 amino acids)
Biological process (GO): proton transmembrane transport; potassium ion transport
Cellular component (GO): mitochondrial inner membrane
Source: RefSeq, a predicted model, not a curated record
CAGAUGCUCACUGCAGUGAGUGUGCAGCAAAGAGCGAGGAGUAGACCGAGAGAGGGCUCUCAAAAGUGUGCCGCUCCAACUCUCUCUCUCUCAGUCUCUCUCUCUCUCUCUGCCAAAGCAAUUGACUUGGUCUCAAAACUCAAACCGGUAAAUUUUUUUAUAUUAUUUUUUAAAAAAAUUGUUAGUAAAAUAACUACUACAGAGAUUCAUCCUCGCGUUUUCAUUUUUUUUAAUUUUUUUUUUAAUUUUUUGGGAACUGAAUCCUCGUGGUUUUUUAAUCGGGUCAAUAGUUGGAAUAUACGAGAUAUUCUCCGGAUUUUGAUUUCUGCUCAUAGUCUCAUAAACAUACCCAAACAGAGUAAACACAAUCUUUUUUCUCUUUGCUUUGAGAGGCCUGAGAACUCUGCUAAAAAUACCAACUUUCUCAGAAAAUUCUAACAAGGAGGAUAAACAAGGUUUAGGGUUUUGGCAGAGGCUUUUUUGGUUUUUUUUUUUUUUUUUUUUUUUUUUUUUUUGGACGGAGUGAAAAUGAGAGCGAGGCUGGUGGUGUUUCCGAUCAAAGGAAGGAACUGGUGUUUCACUAAGUCCGUUCAGCCUUCGCUUUCCGAUUCAUCCACUGCCCAACAAACUCCGUCUACUCUCAGAGAACUUUGGACUACAAUCUUCUCUUCCAAUCCCAAAUCAUCUACCUCCAAGCCCGAACUUCUCAUCGAUUUCGGUGUCAACAAGAUGGAUAAAGCUUGGAAGGGUCUGGAAAAGGCGCCUGAAGGAUCUUUUAAGAAUAAGAUUCAUGGGUUGGGAUUGCGGCUUUUGUCUCGUAUUAAGCCCUCUGAGAUGUUUUUGAAGUCUAUUCCUAAGGACGUCACCAGUGUUGAAGUCAUUUACCCUUCAAGUUUGAAUGCGCGGCUUGUGCGUAGAAGGUUACGGCAUAUUGCCAUGAGGGGAUCUGUUAUUCACAAGAACUACUUCUACGGUUCAGUUACGCUGCUUCCAUUGACAGCUGUAUUUACUGUUUUACCUUUGCCCAACAUUCCAUUCUUCUGGAUUUUAUUUCGCACUUACUCUAAUUGGCGUGCAUUUAAGGGAAGUGAGAAGCUCCUUGAGCUAGUUUCAGAUGGUUCUCAGACUUCAAAGUCUACAACUGUCAAUGAGGAUGAGCGGGAUGACUCUGUGACUAACCUCAAAAAAGCAUUUUCUUUGAGGGUGUUGCAGCCAUCAAAGGAACUCGAGGAACUCCUUCAUCGUGGACAAGAGGAAGACGGUCUUAGUAAAUGUGGUAUAUUGGAUAUUUGCAAGGCUUUUGAUUUGGACAGAAAUGAUGUUCUAAAGUACAGGGCCUCUACAUAGUUUACAAUGUUUCACUUGCUUACUUGCCUCUGAAAUGUAACAAAAUGAGGUGAUAUUCUCUCGGAAAAAGAAAUGCCAAUUUUGUUCCUUUCUUGGAAGCUAACGAUGAAAAAUAAACAAAGUUUUGAUUUAUCAGAAUCAAAUAAAUAAAUAAAUAAACUUUCGAAGUUUUGUCUGCUGAA